Micropterus salmoides (largemouth bass) is the source of this 5493-nucleotide messenger RNA. RefSeq names its product leucine rich repeat containing 4C, genome duplicate a (gene lrrc4ca). The transcript is spliced from 3 exons. Gene Ontology annotation, molecular function: cell-cell adhesion mediator activity. The record is from RefSeq and is a predicted model, not a curated record. Gene Ontology annotation, biological process: modulation of chemical synaptic transmission; regulation of axonogenesis; synaptic membrane adhesion. Bases 1715 to 3661 code for a protein of 648 amino acids. NCBI's taxonomy places the organism in Eukaryota, Metazoa, Chordata, Actinopteri, Centrarchiformes, Centrarchidae. Gene Ontology annotation, cellular component: postsynaptic density membrane; glutamatergic synapse; plasma membrane.
ACUGCCAGUCUUCUGGGUGAGAUUCACCUCUCCUGCAGUGAAGAUAUUUUUAGAGCGCUAGACGUUCAAACAGAGAAAUGUGAAAACUGAAAGUGGGGGGAAACAAUAUUUCCUGCCCUUACUGCUACAGUCCUGCGGCUGACGGCAGCCGAUCCACCAGCAGUGACUGGCGGAACACUCUCACUUGGAGAGAUCAGCCUGUUAGUGGGAGGUAACCUCAGUGUCUGUCCAUGCUGCGCCGUGCGUUUUAUUUGGACACGUAAAUGCCGAGCGCACUGAGGUACUGUAAAGCGCACCGAUGGAUGCUGCCUGCUUGCGCGUAUUGGAACGGGCUAAUUUGUGAUAGCAGCUUAAAACACUACAGUCGACAGGAGAGAAGAAGACAGAGCUUGGACGACCAGAACUCUGUGGAUAAUAACCCUUAACGAAUUUCUUACCCCUCAUGUGUCACAUCAAUGCAUAGGCGAGAUGCAUACGGAACGAGGGCGCAGAAGUGAUGACUGCUGCCUUUGGUGAAGUAAAACUCACGUUCAGAUAGGGUGAAUCAAGGCUCGGCGCGGAGAACAUGUAAAAAUUUUAGGUCGUUGGUUUUUUUUUUUUUUGUUUGUUUUUUUUACAACGAAGGCUAAUCACACUUAAAGCCGCUGCCUGAAUUCUGAAUUUCUGAUGGGGUUUUAAAGGCUUCUUGAGGAUAUCUGCUGUAUGUUUUUUCUUUUCGAUGUUGCAUCCAAGAUUAACGCAUUUUUCCUCUCGAAAAUGGAGAACGGAUCAGCCUAAAGAGAAGAGGGAGAUAUCGUUUUAUCUCGACAACUUUAUAAAUUCUCCAAUGUAUGGGAUACCUUUUCAACCACUAAACUGCGGGACUUCUUUCGUCGAUAUAACCAGGAGGGGAAAAAAGAAAUAAGCAUCUUGAAAUCCGCACUGGGUUGUGAGGUGAAAUCUAAUCAGAUUCAGCAGGGUUGACGACUAAGAAGUAACAGGGACUUGAAGAAAAGUUACAUUUGAGAAAGACAGCGAGCGGGACGUUAAAAUAACCCUACCUCUGCCCCUCAAUGAAUGGAUGAUGGUCUGCCAUACAGACUAAUGAGGGGCUUUUCAGGAUGUAUCUACGUGGAAAUUGACCACAUGGUUUCCCGUGCUCUACAUGUUGUGGAGAGGUUACAUUUUGAAACAUUUAAUUGAGAUCUGAGAGCAAGUAAAAACAGUGCUACUCCACAUUAACCUGACAUCUGGAGAAAAUGUGGGACCACAAUGGGUAUUGCUUUGCAGCGGGAGAGUAGUUUCAACAAUGGCACUUGUGGGUGCCUCCGUGUUGUGUGAGUCCUGAAAAAGAAGAGGAGAUAUCGGGUGCAUUAUUAUCACAGUGAGAGUUAAUAGCAUGUCAUCCAGACUGAUAUGUGGAUUAUAUACCACGUUGUUUUGAAUGUGGGAACACAAUGUGUCUGAAAAGAAAUAUCACCACGGAUUCUGCAAAAAUCGCCUGAGAAUUGCGGAUGUUUUUUCGAUGCAGUUUUUGGGGAGGGAGCGGAAGAGGGACCGUUCUCCGUCUAAAGCAGAGAUCCUGCAGCCCCCGCUCUCUUCUGGAACAAGGACAGCUUUACGGUGGAUUGGAAGUUAACAUGAGGAUGACCAGAACCACUUGGAACUGUGAUUGAAUUGGCAGUGAGCCCAAAUCCUCUUUCCAAAGAGUGGAAGACCAGUCAAUGAAUUAUGAAUGUUAAACAAGAUGACCUCCUCUCAGAAGCAGCAGAUGAUGCGAGGUCCUAGGUGGAACCGGGCCUUGUCCGACCCUUUGUUUGUGCUGCUUCUGGCCCUCCAGCUGCUGGUGGUGGCAGGGCUGGUACGCGCUCAGACGUGCCCCUCUGUCUGCUCCUGUAGUAACCAGUUCAGCAAAGUCAUCUGCACCCGGCGAGGCCUGCGAGAUGUCCCAGAUGGCAUCUCUACCAACACACGCUACCUGAAUCUGCAAGAAAAUCUCAUUCAAGUCAUAAAGGUGGACAGCUUCAAGCACCUAAGACAUCUGGAGAUCCUGCAGCUGAGCAAAAAUCACAUACGCAAAAUUGAGCUGGGAGCCUUCAAUGGACUAGCCAGCCUCAAUACCUUGGAGCUUUUUGAUAACCGCCUCACUACUAUCCCAAACGGGGCAUUUGAGUACCUGUCCAAACUAAAGGAGCUUUGGCUAAGGAAUAACCCCAUAGAGAGCAUUCCCUCCUAUGCUUUCAACAGAGUGCCCUCAUUACGGCGGUUGGACCUUGGGGAGCUCAAACGGCUCUCCUACAUAUCUGAGGGGGCCUUUGAAGGGCUGAGCAAUCUGCGCUACUUAAAUCUUGGAAUGUGCAAUCUGAGGGAAAUUCCCAACCUUAUUCCCCUGGUUAAGCUGGAUGAACUGGAGAUGUCAGGGAACCAGCUCACUGUCAUCCGACCUGGCUCUUUCAAAGGGCUCAUUCAUUUACAGAAGCUAUGGAUGAUGCAUGCCCAGAUCCAGACCAUAGAAAGGAACUCUUUUGAUGACCUGCAGUCACUAGUGGAGCUCAAUCUAGCCCAUAACAACCUUACCCUAUUGCCCCAUGAUCUCUUCACUCCAUUACAUCACCUCGAGAGGGUGCACUUGCACCACAACCCGUGGAAUUGUAACUGUGACAUCCUCUGGCUAAGCUGGUGGCUUAAGGAGAUGGUACCAGCAAACACGAGCUGCUGUGCCCGCUGCAGCUCACCCUCCAACCAUAAGGGGCGAUACAUUGGUGAGCUGGACCAGAACUACUUUCACUGUUAUGCUCCUGUUAUUGUGGAGCCUCCCGCAGACCUAAAUGUGACAGAGGGAAGCGCUGCAGAGUUGAAAUGCAGAGCCAGCUCCUUGACCUCAGUAAGCUGGAUUACACCCAAUGGUUCCAUCAUGACACACGGUGCAUACAAGGUCAGAAUCUCUGUGCUGAAUGAUGGCACUCUGAACUUUACCAAUGUUACCAUGCAGGACACAGGUACUUAUACAUGUAUGGUGAGUAAUUCUGCAGGUAACACAACAGCAUCUGCCACACUCAAUGUGUCCUCUACAGAGAAUAGUAGCUUCAGCUACUUCACCACAGUGACAGUGGAGACCAUAGAAACGCCACAUAAUGAAGGCUUCACCACUACUGUGCAACAGAAGGUGGGCCCCACCCCCUCUGCUGGUACGUGGGAGUCUGUUUCGCCCACCUCUACAACUACCACCACAGUCCGGAUCCCACUCUCCACUCGCGCCACAGAGAAGACUUACACAAUCCCUGUCACAGAGCUGGGUGGGGAGGGCUCACUGAAUGGCUUGGAUGAAGUAAUGAAGACAACCAAGAUCAUAAUUGGCUGCUUUGUUGCAAUCACACUCAUGGCAGCUGUCAUGCUGAUCAUCUUCUACAAGAUGCGCAAACAGCACCACCAGCAGAACCAGCAUGCACCUACACGCACCAUUGAGAUCAUCAAUGUGGAUGAGGACUGUGUAACAGGAGGCCCAGGCAUGGAGGGCCACCUGACUCUGCCUCCUCUUGAGCACGAGCACCUAAACCAUUAUAACACCUAUAAAACAGCAUACAACCAUGCCUCCACUAUCAACUCCAUACACAGCUCAGCGCACGAACCUUUGUUAAUCCGGGCCAGCUCAAAAGACAAUGUACAAGAGACCCAAAUCUAAUCCUUUUUUUUUUUCAAAACAAGACAUUAUAAAGCUGAUGGAAUUACAUAAAGACAUUACUGACUGGAAAUUACUGACAACUGGUUGCAAGGACUGUGGCUCAAACGUGAGGUUUAGAAACGUGGUGUGGCAAAUCAGUGACUGGUGAUGUUUAUUCAAUGACUUUGGGAAUUAGGGUAUGUCUACUGUUUCAAAAAGUGUCUUUACAAAACAGAAGUUAUUUAUUUAAGAAAAAAAACUAGUGUGGUUAAAUCAAGAAAAAACUGUAUUCUGCAAUUAUUUUUUCAGCAUUUAAUUAAUUUUUUUUCUUCUAUUCAUUUCACAGGAUUGGUUUACUAAUAUGCUUUCAAACUCUGUUUGAAGACAUAUGUCAAAGACAAACUCCUGAAGCAAAUUAUUGUUCUGUUUUUGGUAAACUGCAGACUUUAGAUCCGAUGAGAUAGUAACCUCAUUUUCCCCAUGUAUCAAAGGAAUCUAGAGCACAUUAGUGAUGUUCUCCAGCUGUGGAUUAAGUGAUGAAAUCUUUUGUGACCAUCUGUAACUGAGAUGAAUUAAACACUUGUUCAUUAUUUUACAGUGAAUGACAGAACUGUCAGUGAUGAAAUUUGAUCAUAAUUCACAGUUUAAUUAUAUCUGUCACAUACAUAGUAGCCACUCUUUGCUCUGUCAUCAAUAGACUGAGGGGAAUAUGCCCUACCUUCUGAUAUUGUAAAAGUUGAGUCUCACUGUUAGAAGUGCAUUUUAGCUAAAUUAAAUUCUAUUGAUUAACUAUAAAAGAAACUUACAUUUGUCUUUGUGUUGCUAAUGUAUAUGGAAAAUAUAAAUUUAUCCCUAAUCUCCACUUGUUUUCACUCAACUUCCCAGUUUCGCCGAGAUAUCUUCUGAUUGUUAUAGAGGACAUUAAUAACAUUAAGACCUAUUUAGAUUCUGAAGUUCAUGAUAUAGGACCAGCAUUAAUGGGUAUUUUAGAAUCGGCAUAAUUGUGAUUGCAAAAAUAGGGAAAGAUGUAAAGAUCAGAAAUCUCGUGAAAAAUAUAGAUGCUCUCAAAUUCAUGGCCUCACCUUUACCUUACGGUGCUUUGUACUGUUUCAUAUGAAAAUGAUUCCUUUGAAGCCACCUUUUUCAUGCUGGUACCCCUUACCUCAUCUGCAGUACUGCAGGAGUGUUGUCAGAAGCAGACUGAUGAGCUAAAGAAAGAGUGUUAACCCUUUAUACAGCUGUCUGAGCACAUCGCCUGUCAUCUGUGUGCCACAUUUCCAAAUGGGCAGUGCCUGGCAGCCCCAGAUUCACACCCUGCCCCUGCCAACCACAGGACUUGGCCCUGAGCAGCAGGGCUUAUGCUGCGGGAGGCUUUAGGGAGAAUGUGUGGGAUCGGGCAUCAACCAGAUGUUUGGGUUGCACCCGCCUCUUUCCAUCUCCCUUAGCGACAACACAAUUUCCAUUUUAAUUGAUGUGCUCAUGGGCGUUGGAUGUGUCCCCACUGUGAAAAAUGGUGCCAGGCACCACAAAUGCAGUGCUUAGGCAGACAUUUGUCAGUCACUUAGGGAGAUGCCCCAGGUUUUUUCCUGCCCUAACAGUAAAUUCUAUAAGAAGGGUCAGGCCACUGUCAUGCUUUAUUCUGUUUUGUUUUCAUUAUAUCAUGGUUUUAACAAUAAGGAAGUAUAUAAAGGACAAUUACAGAUAGUGGCGUGUACUUUUUAUGGAGUCACAAUGCACACCACUAACCUUAAAGCUAGAGUGGUACUCCACCCAUAAUUCACAGUAUGUUCCAAGUUUCAAAAACUCAUCUUCUAUAGACUUGAAAGGUGAUAUAUAUGAUUUGCCAUUUUAUA